UGCACUAGUCUGAUAUGGUCUGAUGAGGAAUGGGAUUUCUUUGUACCAUUUCAUGAAUAAUCAGUAUAACUACUUGCUCCUUCAGUUCUUGAUAACUUAUUUAAAUCUGUUGUGAAAUCUGUGUAGUAACAGUACAGACCAGGAAGUUCAGAAAUGAAGAGAUGCAGGUCAAAAUUGUUCAACACAGUGCAUGAAUGAAACAUAGUGGAAAUAUUUCACAAUGGUAUCUAUGAAGUUCAUGUACUAGUAACAGUACAGGCCAUGGUGUUCAGAUUUUAAGAGAUGCAGGUCUACAUUGUUCAGCACAGUGUAUGAGGGAAACAGAGUGGAUGGCAAGGAUAGAAAACAUGUCACAAUUUUACAAUGAUCAAGUUGCCUGUGAUGACUGUUCUUGCCAGCUGAAGCAGAAUUCAGUUCUCUAUUAUUGAUGAAAACUGCGAGGUAUCAGUGCAAACAUGAAGAGAUGCAGGUCUAAAUUAUUCAACACAGUGUAUGAGGGAAAUAUAGCAGAUGGCAAGAGUAGAUAAACAUUUCACAAUUUUACAAUGAUCAAGUUGCUUGAGAUGACUGUUCUUGUUGUGGCUCUAGUACCAGCUGAAGAGGAAUUUUGUUUUAUAUUUGAAAACUGCAAAGUAUCAGUGCAAACCAUGAAGUUCAGAUAUGAAGAGAUGCGGGUCUAAAUUAUUAAACAUAGCAGAUGGCAAGAAUAGAAAACAUUUCACAAUUUUACAAUGAUCAAGUUGCUUGAGAUGACUGUUCUUGUUGUGGCUCUAGUAUCAGCUGAAGAAACUCAGAAUUCUAGCUCCAAUGUAAAUUGUGUACAUGACCUGUUUUAUUACUAAAAACCAAGCAUUGUAAUUCUGUGAUAAACAACAGUUUGACGAGCAGACCAGUGACAGACCAUUAUGACGUCCAGUAACGACUCCAACGUCCGCUAGGCCGCCAUGUUGAAACACACUAACCAUGAUGACAUUUUACAUAGCCAUUGGUUUCAUGCUCAUGUGUUCACCGGGUGGAUUAUGAUUUUUUACAAUGAUCAAGUUGCUUGAGAUGACUGUUCUUGUUGUGGCUCUAGUACCAGCUGAAGAGGAAUUUUGUUUUAUAUUUGAAAACUGCGAAGUAUCAGUGCAAACCAUGAAGUUCAGAUAUGAAGAGAUGCGGUUCUAAAUUAUUCAACACAGUGUAUGAGGGAAACAUAGCAGAUGGCAAGAGUAGAUAACAUUUCACAAUUUUACAAUGAUCAAGUUGCUUGAGAUGACUGUUCUUGUUGUGGCUCUAGUACCAGCUGAAGAGGACUUUUGUUUUAUAUUUGAAAUCUGUGACGUCAUGAGUACAGACCAUGAAGUUCAGAAAUGAAGAGAUACAGGACUUCCUUUGUAGUGAAAUCUGUGACGUCAGAGUACAGAACAUGAAGUUCAGAAAUGAAGAGAUACAGGACUAAAUUGUUUAACAGGGUGUAUGAGUGAAACCUUGUGGAUGGCAAGCAUAGAAAACAUUUUACAAAGAAAUAUAUGAGGAGGGGCUUGCUGUUGUAUGCCGUCACCAAACCAAGAAGUUCAGACUGUUUUUCACAUACUUGUGUUCCUCAUGUAUGGCCUUGCAGGGAUUACCAUAUGAAAAGGUGCAAGCAGGCAUGGCAUCUCUACCAGUUGUUGCAUCGGCCGUACACGAGCGUCUGCAGGUAGCUGCUAUUGAUUUCGGUACAACAUACUCGGGAUAUGCGGUGUCAUUUCGUGCCGAAUUUCUUGAAAAUCCAUUGAAAAUUUUCACUUACAACUGGACAACUGGGUCUACUGGUGCAGUAUCUCUCAAAACAUCGUCAUGUAUAUUGUUUGAUCCGAAUCAGAAAUUCCAUAGCUUUGGAUUUGAAGCAGAAGAUAAGUAUGCUAAGCUUGCAGCAGACGAAGAACAUUUCGACUGGUAUUAUUUCAAGCGAUUUAAGAUGCUUCUUUACGAAAAUAAGAGGUUAACGAGGACCAUCAAACUGAAAGAUGACAAAGGCCUUGAAAUGCCGGCAAUGAAAGUUGUCACGGAAUGUAUACGUUACUUGAAAGAUCAUCUCAUAAAGACAUGCGAAGAUAAGAAAACAGGGCUUAACACGAGUGAGAUGCACUGGGUCCUCACUGUACCAGCGAUAUGGGACGACUCCGCCAAACAGUUUAUGAGGGAAGCUGCUAUAGAGGCUGGUAUCGAAACUCAAAAUUUAUCAUUGGCUUUGGAGCCCGAGGCUGCAUCGUUGUUCUGUAGAUACCUGCCUAUAGAGAGAGUCCAAGGUGCUGAUGGUGUAGGGAGAAUAGCUAGUCUGGCACCUGGAAAGAGAUACCUUGUACUCGACGCUGGAGGAGGAACCGUCGACAUAACUGUACAUGAGACACAGACAGACAGCGCAGUGAGAGAGAUAUACAAAGCGAAUGGAGGUCCAUGGGGAGGGACAAAGAUAGAUGAAGCUUUUCUGGAUUUUCUUACUGACAUAGCUGGACUCGAUACAAUUGAAAUAUUCGAAAGAGACUUCAAGGAAGAUUUUUUAGACCUGUUCAGAGAGUUUGAAAUAAAAAAGAAGACAUUUGGACCUGAGCUUGAAGGUAACCAAAAGAUAACUUUCAAGAUACCAUUAUGCGUGCAUGAGACAUACAACGAGCGGCACGGAGAAGACUUUAGACGUAGCCUUUUGAUGAAGCAAGAUUUGAAAGAUCAAAUAACAUUCACGGGGGAUAAACUUCGUGUUCAGUCAGACCAAGUGAAGAAAUUAUUCGACAAAACAUGUCAAAGAAUUGUCUCCCACCUCCGAGAUAUUUUCGCCGAGCCUGCUGUGAGAAACACCGAUACUAUUUUAAUGGUUGGUGGAUUUUCGGAGUCUAAAAUGCUUCAGAACGCUAUCAAACAUAAUUUUCCGGACAAGAAAGUGAUUAUACCAGAAGAAGCCGGUCUAGCAGUGCUGAAAGGAGCGGUGAUAUUUGGUCACAAUCCAAAUAUGAUAGUAUCAAGAGUUGCCCGAAAAACGUAUGGUGUAAAGGUGUACAGAACGUUCAACCCAGACAUACAUCCGGCCGAACGGAAAGUAAUUAUAGAUGGUGUAGAGAAAUGUCGAGGAUGCUUUUGCAAACACGUGGAAGUAGGACAGGAAAUUCCAGCUGGAAUGGCUUUUGAUGAGAAAUCAUACCAUCCCAGAUCAAGGUCUAGCACAUCCAUGGCAAGUAAGAUAUAUACAUCUAGCAAGCGGAACCCAGUGUUUGUUGAAGACCGUGGAUGCAAGUUUCUCGGGCAACUUCCAAUGGAUGUAUCUCAUAUAAAGCACUACAGAGAUCGUAUAGCACUUGUAAGAAUGAUAUAUGGAAACACAGAGUUAGGCGUUGAGGUUCGAAAUGCUUACACUGGGGAAAAAUUGAGCGCUAAAUUUGAUUUUCUUGAAUAAAAUAAUUAUAAGAUCUCAACAGAAAUGUAAAGAUGAGAGAAGAAAAGCUCUGAGCUUUAUGAUGGUACUGAACUUAUGGCACUUACAUUUCAGUAUACCUUUCCACAACUCGAACAGUUGCCAUUAGAAAACUUCGAAGAACAAAACCGCCUUAAUCAUUGAGAGUACACAUUCUACAAUUUCAAAAUUACCAGUAAAUGUUGCUUCAGAGAUUGUCAAAAACGACAGGAACAAACAGUUAAAAGCUCUCUUGCGUGUAUUCUUCUAUACCACAGUUGGACUAUGGAGCUGCGAUUAGUGUGCUUUACAGUUCCAGGUUAUACCCAAACUUGUGUCACAGUCUGGAUGAAAAAUACAUUGCAUCAAAUUAAUAUUAAAAGAAUAAAAUCAAGAAUAUGUAAUUCUCAGUAUUUGAUAGCAAUGAGUACGUUUCUGAAGAAAACUCUUUUGCAGUGGCUGAAAUGUGUACAAUAAAAAGGUACCAUGAAACGUUAAAAAAUACACUUCAUGGUAGUGGGAUAUAAUCGUUGAUUUUCACGCAAAUGUAUAUAGUCAUCAAAAACACAGUGACUGGGAAACCCAUGAGACAUGAGCCAUAGUCACAUAAAAAUAAAAAAUGUCACAUAAGUUUUAAGCGCUGAUGAGCCCUGUGUCACAUGGCUAAAUUGUAUUGAAUGCAAAAGGAUGAAACUAUUCAAUAGUGCAAAUCUAAAGUAAAAUGUAAAGGAAUGUAACCAGAUUUAAAGUGCUUCCAGUGUUUAAAAACAUGUGUUAACAUCGCAUUUUAUUCUAGACUUUGAUUUUUAUGUCAGUUAAGUAAACAAGCAGUAUGUGCUCUUAGUGUAAUACCUAGACUAAAACUUGAGUGGAUGUCUACUGCUACAUGUAAAGUUCUCUGUGUUUUUAAAUGAUUGUUCAUAGAAGUACCAGUACAAUUAGUCUGCUUCUUCUUCCAAAGUAUUAAUUGUUGACAAAUUUUACUUUUGUCACAUACAGGUACACUGCUGUAAAAUUCUUUUAAGAAUGUUAUCCAGGGUAUGAUAGAGCCUGCCUUGUUCUGAAGGCUUACAGUUAUUAUCAGUGGUAUAAAUGAGUACUGUUCAGUUUUACCAGGAAAAUAGAGUAAACUAACUCUGAAUUACCCAGUAUCAAAUGUAAACUGCUUUGAACUUUAUUGACAUUAAAGCUGUGAAGCUCUUACAAUUUUAGUUAUUAUACUUGUAUUUAAUUAAGAGCUUCUUUAAUCUAAAAUAUAUACAUACUACAGUGCCAAUUCCUAGUACACAAGUCGCAACUGUCCCAUAGAAAUUUCUGAAUGUCACAUAAAAUUUUGAAAUGUCACAUAAUUUAUUGUGUAUGGCGAGCCACUGUCCCAUGGACAAAAGUUCUUUCCCAGUCACUGAAAACAAAUUAUAAACGGAUAACGUACUGGUAUUGAAGUUUUGUAUAAGACUUUGUAUAUAUAAUAGAAUUAUAAGAGAACUGGUAUAACAGGCGAAGCUUUCCAAUUUAGAUGUAGAAAAUCUUAACGUUUAAAUAUAAAGUGACUGUUUAAAGGACAACUCAUAUAUUCCUGCUUAUCUGUACACUUUUAGUUAAAUAUUUACUACUUAUAACUGUCAUACCUGCUUUGUCAGCAUCGUUCGUUCAGUCAUUUUGACACACUGUGUUGUGAAGCUGUAACGUUUUAGCAGUAGAUCUACAGGUAUAUAAAAACAUUGUUAUGUAUUUAUGACAAAGUUUUUAAAAGUCCGUAUAUUCUUCCGUAAGAACGGUUGUACCCAGUAUAUUAUUAUAUCUUUUUAUGAUUUUUUAUGUAAAUGUGCAUAGACGAGACUAAAAAAAUGAAAAUAUAUACAGAAAAACAGUA
Messenger RNA from Mercenaria mercenaria, 5282 nucleotides. RefSeq names its product heat shock 70 kDa protein 12B-like. Bases 1592 to 3412 code for a protein of 606 amino acids. The record is from RefSeq and is a predicted model, not a curated record. The transcript is spliced from 19 exons. NCBI's taxonomy places the organism in Eukaryota, Metazoa, Mollusca, Bivalvia, Venerida, Veneridae.